Messenger RNA from Theobroma umbraticum, 1715 nucleotides. RefSeq lists its product as uncharacterized. Lineage: Eukaryota; Viridiplantae; Streptophyta; Magnoliopsida; Malvales; Malvaceae. The record is from RefSeq and is a predicted model, not a curated record.
GCAUAUUUUCAGCUUUCACUAAUUUAUAAAAUCCAAAUGCGCUUCCUUAUAAAACCAAGUCAUGUUGUUGAUGUUGGUUUUGUUGCUCUAAAGAGGUACAUGAUCGUAGUAUUUCCCGGCUAGUCAAAACUGCUUGCUUUCUUUCGCUUGAUAUAUCUUUUCCGAUUCUAGCGAUAAAUAUAUCUACAUUUGGCCCUCUCCCUUCGGCUGGGCGGUGCGAGACAUGGGGAGGGCGCCCUGCUGCGAAAAGGUUGGGUUGAAGAAGGGGAGAUGGACCACGGAAGAGGAUGAGAUUUUGACCAAGUAUGUUCAAGCUAAUGGAGAAGGGUCCUGGAGAUCGUUGCCCAAGAACGCUGGAUUACUGAGGUGUGGGAAGAGCUGCAGACUACGGUGGAUUAACUACUUGAGAGCUGACUUGAAGAGGGGAAACAUUACCGCCGAAGAGGAAGAACUCAUCAUUAAUCUCCAUGCUACUUUGGGGAAUAGGUGGUCUUUGAUUGCUAGCCACUUACCAGGGAGAACAGACAACGAGAUAAAGAAUUACUGGAACUCUCAUUUGAGUAGAAAAAUCCAUAGCUUUAGAAGGCCGUCCUGUCAAAGCUUGCCCGUGAUCUUGGACAUGACCAAGGUCGGUACUGCUAAGCGGAAAGGCCGUAGAACAAGUAGAUGGGAAAUGAAGAAAACCAAAAGCUACGGUACCCAGGAAGUUGCAGGUAGUUCUUCCCAGAAAACUGUGGAAAACGUUUUUGUUAAUGAAGUUGUGCCAUUGCCCACUCCAAUCUUAGAAAAAGAAACCUUGUCCACUACUGCCAUAGAAGAUCGCAUGGCACUUGAUCCAUAUGGAGAAGAUAAGGAGAGAAUGAUCCCUGUUCGACCGAGUCCUGGUCAAGACACCGGAGAGGGAAUGUUGGGGUCAAGCGAGGAGAGAGAGCGCCUGGUUUCUAUGUCUAGCUCCGGUGAGGAAAGAACCAUAGAGAAUUCAAUGCUAUGCACUAGUGGUAACGCCGAGACAGAGACUGACGUAGCACCGUUUGAAAAUAUUGAAAGCGGUGGGAUGCUAUGUUUUAAUGACAUUAUGGACAAUGAAUUGCUAGAACCAAAUGGGGAUUUGACCUUAAGAGAGUGGGGAGAGAACAAGGUCACUGUUAAUAUUGAGGAGAGAGAGAACAGUGGACUUUUGAGUCCAAAUCAAACGGCUGCAAAUAAUGAGGAGAUAGAGAGUGGAAACUUGACCUCUAACGUAGAUUGUGGGGACUUAAAUUCCUGUUCUUCAAUAACCUCGUGCUUCGUCGAUGAGUGUAGUAUUGAUAAUAAUCUUGAUUGGGGCUGGGAGCGUUUAGUUCAAGGAAACGAGCUUUGGGAUGAGAAAGAGUACAUGCCAUCAUGGCUAUGGGAGAGCGAAGCUGAUGGGAAAGGAGAAAGACAUAAAUUGGAAGACAAGGAAUUUGAGAGGCAAAAUUCCUUGGUUGCUUGGCUUUUCUACUAAUGCUCUCAUCCCUCUGUUACAACCUUUUCCCUUUUUCAUUUUUUUUGGUUUGUCCAUUUAGAUUUGACAGUGAGCUAGACUGUAGCAACAAAUCUGUGUCGUUUUUUAUUUUUUUUUUUGUGUUUUUGUUUGUCUCCUGAAUCCUGAUCAUGCUCGUUUUUGUUUUCCUAUUCCAUUUUGUUUGUAACAAAAUUGAUAAUGGAGAACAUUAGUUCAAAUAAUUUUAUCA